Messenger RNA from Colletotrichum gloeosporioides, 615 nucleotides. RefSeq lists its product as uncharacterized. Bases 1 to 615 code for a protein of 204 amino acids. The record is from RefSeq and is a predicted model, not a curated record. NCBI's taxonomy places the organism in Eukaryota, Fungi, Ascomycota, Sordariomycetes, Glomerellales, Glomerellaceae. The transcript is spliced from 2 exons.
AUGUCCAAAGAAAUCCCAACCCUGCAAGACCGAAGCGGUUUCCCAGCAUGGCAGAAAGCUACCCAGAAAAGUCUCACUCCCUAUCAAUGGGAAUUCGUAACCUGUCAAGACGGCGGACCGUCCGAAAAUCCAUGGUUUGACCUCUCGUGGGAAAAUCAUCGGGCUCAGGCAAAGGCAUACAUGACAAUCCUCUAUUCCAUUCCCUACAUCACUCUAGUCGGCCUGGGCGCUCAUGACGAGCUCACCCCUCCGACAGACUUUUAUCACGCAGAUUAUCCGCAUCACGUUGAAUACGACAACUGGGUUCAGGGCGGCUGCCCCAGGCCCUUGUACAAUGUCAUCUGCAAAUGGUUCAAACCAACCCGGGCCAUGAUAGCCGCCCAGGUCAGAUGCAUCGCAAACACCGAUCCGGCAAAGUACAAGUACGAUUCCUAUCCGGCCGUGGUUGCGGAGUUAGCGAAGGUGGACUACAAGAAAACAUUCGCUCAGGUGCUGAACGCCAUAGCGCCCACAAGAUUCGCAUUCGGAAAAAGGGAACCGCGUGCUGCCGAGAGAAAGCGGGUGGCAGACGACACAUCGAGAGAGGCAAAGAGGAUCAAGACAGAACCCAAGUAG